Molecule: messenger RNA, 604 nt
Organism: Zea mays
Lineage: Eukaryota; Viridiplantae; Streptophyta; Magnoliopsida; Poales; Poaceae
Exons: 4
Coding region: 205-393 (62 amino acids)
Source: RefSeq, marked validated
CACUUGGACGGGCUCGCGUCUCGCGCACGCAGCUUUCUACUGCCAUCCUCCGUGUAUGUAUAUAUCGUCACGCGCGAGCCUUGUCACCCGUCUUCUCUCCGCCUCGCGCACCCGGUUCCGCGUGCCUUUCCCCACCUACUCUCGCGGCUCUCGCCAGCCAGUCUAGGGUUUCGGUCCCGGCGUGCUUAUCCGCCCCCGCCGGCCAUGUCGAAGCAAGGAGGGAAGGCCAAGCCGCUGAAGGCGCCCAAGGCCGACAAGAAGGAGUACGACGAGACGGAUCUUGCAUAUCUGCAGAAGAAGAAAGAUGAGGAAAAAGCACUGAAGGAGCUUAAGGCCAAGGCACAGAAGGGCGCGAUUGGGGGCUCGGGUCUGAAGAAAAGUGGAAAGAAAUGAGACUGGUCACCCGUCUCCAAUACCUAGAGGAUGAUAAGGCAGCUGUCUAUCUGUGUUGCGCUUCACUAAGUGUGAUUGUAACAGUGGUACCUCUUGUGUUCUGUGUUCCGCGAUGUUGCAGUUGGUUGCUUGAUCGAAAGAUGUUUCAACCUCCCAUCUGCUAGCUAUGAUACAGAUGGUCCCCUGAUAAUAAUGAUGACAUAUUCUGUGA